GUUAGAUACGGCAAGCCUCACCUAUCAACCGUUCAGCCCAGCCUUACUCUGUAUAGGACAAUGUGACUCUCCCCACUGCAUUCUUCCCCGGUGUGAGAGAAAAUAAUUUAAUUUCUCUCGUCUGCUGUCAGCGAUGGCGUCUGCUGAUCUGAGAGCUGAGCUGGAAUGUUCCAUCUGUCUGAACAUUUAUACAGAUCCUGUAACCCUGAAAUGUGGACACAACUUCUGCCUGGAAUGUAUUGAUAGUGUGGUGGAUACAUCGGAGGGUUCUGGAGGAUAUUCCUGUCCUGAAUGUAGAGAGAAGUUUCAGGAUCGUCCUGCACUGCACAGGAACAGAACACUACGUAACAUAGUGGAAAGGCUCCUGUCUGCUCAGCCAGAUCAGGCAGAGUCUGAGGUCUUCUGUACUCACUGUGUGGACUCUCCUGUACCUGCUGUUAGAUCCUGUCUACACUGUGAUGUUUCUCUGUGUUAUAAACACCUGAGAGUCCACAAAAAGUCCCCAGAACACAUCUUAUGUGAGCCCACCUUUUCUAUGGAGAGCAGGAAAUGCUCCGUCCAUAAGAAGAUCCUGGCAUAUUACUGCACUGAGGAUGACACCUGUAUCUGUGUGACCUGCACUUUGGAUGGAGAACAUCGAGGACACCAGGCGGAGAUGUUGCAUAAGGCUUCUGAGAAGAAGAAGGAUAAACUAAGGAAUUUUCUGCAGAAACUUCUGAUAAAGAGAGAGGAGACAGAGGAAAGAGUCCAGAGUCUGCGGGAACACAGGAGGGAAGUAGAAGAAAAAGCAGCUGGUGACAUCGAGAGAGUCACUGUCCUGUUUAGAGAUCUCAGGAGAUGGCAGGAAGACCUGGAGAAGAGAGUCCUGAGGGAGAUAACCGGGCCAGCAGAGCGGAUCUCCAUCUCCAUCCGGGAUCUGGAAAUAAAGAAGGAGGAGCUGUCCAGGAAGAUACAUCACAUUGAGGAGCUGUGUAACAUGACGGAUCCACUGUGUGAUACUGAGGAUGGAGAUAAUGAGAACAGAGAGAGACAUGAGAAGCUCCUCCAUGAUGGAGGGGGUCUGGAUGUGGCUGGGAUAUCACACAAAUUACACACGUUAUCUGAUAUAAUAGGAGGGGUAGAUGUAUACUUCUAUAUACAGGGAGCUGCAGACAUAUUAUUGGAUGUAAAAACGGCUAAUAAUGAUCUCCAUAUAUCAGAUGACAGGAAAACUGUAUUCUGGUCAAAUAGAAACCAGAAUCGUCCAGAAACACCAAAGAGGUUUCAACGUUAUCCUCAGGUGUUGAGCAGUCAGAGUUUCUCCUCAGGGAGACAUUACUGGGAAGUGAAUGUCGGGGGAUCAGUGAGCUGGAGAGUCGGGAUGUGUCACCCCAGUAUAAACAGGAGAGGAGGGCAGUCACUGAUUGGAUAUAAUAAAAAAUCCCAUGGUUUAUUCAGAAAUGGUAAUCAGUAUUCAGUGGUACAUAACAUUAAACAAAUCCCCUUAAGCACCAAUAUCUCCAGUAACAGAGUCAGGAUAGAUCUGGAUUAUGAGGCCGGGCGGAUCUCCUUUUAUGAUCUGUGUGACCCGAUCCGACACCUUCACACCUUCACCACCACCUUCACUGAGCCCCUCUGUGUUGCGUUAGGUGUAUGGAAAGGUGGAUGUGAGAAAUCUGACUGGUGA
Rana temporaria (common frog) is the source of this 1666-nucleotide messenger RNA. RefSeq names its product E3 ubiquitin-protein ligase TRIM39-like. Gene Ontology annotation, molecular function: protein binding; zinc ion binding. NCBI's taxonomy places the organism in Eukaryota, Metazoa, Chordata, Amphibia, Anura, Ranidae. The coding region runs from base 134 to 1666 and encodes 510 amino acids. The record is from RefSeq and is a predicted model, not a curated record. The transcript is spliced from 2 exons.